Messenger RNA from Odocoileus virginianus texanus, 1591 nucleotides. NCBI's taxonomy places the organism in Eukaryota, Metazoa, Chordata, Mammalia, Artiodactyla, Cervidae. The record is from RefSeq and is a predicted model, not a curated record.
AUGACCUCCUAUGCAUCCCACGAGGGGGGCCUGCAGCCCCCGCCCCUACCCCAGAAGUGCUUUCUGGGGUUUCUGAGGGGACCUGCUGCCAGGCUGUUUUGGAGGCCCCUGCACACCCUGGUUCCCAAGUCGACACCUUCUGCCCUGGAGGAGGCGGCCUUGUGUCAACAGGCAACAGGAGGUGUGAAGGCAGCCACCGUGGCCAAGGGGGCGGCCGGGCCGGCCCUCGUGGUGGCUGGGAAAGAAACUGUGGACAGUGAGACGACCCUCUCGGUAUCACUCAGCGAAGCAGCAACAAGUCCNGGCAGCGUCCCGGCCUGCAGCCCCGUGCCGAGCCCCGGGAGCCCUGCCACCCGCGCCUCCCUCCGCGGGCCGGCAGCAGGGAGGCGAGGGGCGCGCGGCGGCCGCCUGGGCGCUGGGCAGCGGCAGAGCGCCAGCGAGCGCGAGAAGCUGCGCAUGCGCACGCUCGCCCGCGCCCUGCACGAGCUGCGCCGCUUUCUGCCUCCGUCCGUGGCGCCCGCCGGCCAGAGCCUGACCAAGAUCGAGACGCUGCGCCUGGCCAUCCGCUACAUCGGACACCUGUCGGCCGUGCUGGGCCUCAGCGAGGAGAGCCUGCAGCGCCGGCGCCGGCAGCGCAGUGACGCGGCGCCCUCUCAGGGCUGCGCGCUGUGCCCCGACGGCGGCCCCGCGGAGACGCAGAGGCAAGGCUGCUGCUCAGGCUCGGCCGCCGGUGCCGCUGUGUCCUGGGGGUCCCCGCCCGUCUGCCCCGAGGCCCUAGCGGCGCCCGAGAGCCUGGGGAGCAGGGUCCCCGACAUGGGACCCUGGCUGACACCCCCUUACUGCCCCGGGAUGCAGUCGCCCCCGCAGCUUUCUCAAGGAAGAGCCCCUGAUGCGCCCCUUUGGACGCCGCCUCAAGCCUGUUGUGGAACACAGACACCCCCAGAGCCCCGGAACGAGCCUACACCCUGGACAUCGCCCCCCGCGUCUCUGGAGCUGGCUACAGUGUACCAGGGUAUCUCUGUGUCUCCGGAGACCUGUCUGUUGCCAGAAACCCCUCCUCUCUUGCCCCGCCCAGCCUGCCAGCGACUGCAGCCUCAGACCCAGUGGGGAUGCUGGAGCCACGCUGCAGAGGUGCUGCCCAACUCAGAGGACCAGGGACCAGGCCCUGCCCUCCAGCUCAGUGAUGAAAGCCCUCCCCAGAACUCAGGCCUUCCGCUCAGCAGCUGCCCUGAAUUUUGGCAAGAAGAUUUGGAGGGGACUCACCUGGGCAUGUUCUACUAAUGGCCUUGCCUGCCAAUAGUAAAGGCCACCCCCUUUUUCAGCCAGGAAUCAGGCCUGUAGUGUAGGCUGCCCGCCUCAUCGGCUACUUCAGUAGUAUUCAGGCUUUCUUUUAUCAAGGAUCCCUUUUCCAAGUGAUGUCUUUCAUAGAAGCAGUGUUUAAAGCAGAUAGGGGGUCACCUCCCUGGCUGAAGUCGAGGCUGGGGCAGUCCCUCCACUCCCUGACAUCCCCCAGAAUGUCCAGUGCUCUGCAGGGCACAGCCUGAGUGGCAGUAAGAUGGUGGUUACUUGACCACAGUGGUUUGCCAGGCUG